AUGCUAACAUAUCUCGUGAAAUUGUUGCAUAAAUCUAUGAAACUAUUAACCAGUAUAACAUUGCUCUAUAAUUCGAAAAUGAAUAUCCGGGAAAUACUGCUCCUAUGCAUCACUGUUGUAUGUAUGCCCAAUAUUUUGGGAUUUCCAAGGAAGAUAUCAAUCGGAGGUUUGUUCGACAGCGACGAGAUGAUUCAAAAAGCGUUUGAAAUAUCAAUUAAAGCGGUAAAUAUGAACAUAACUUCCAUCAAUCGCGUAAGGAAUAUAGUGUUAACAUCCAGAACAGAAAAAAUCAACAAGAAUGUAUUCCAAGUAGCAAACAUAGCGUGCGAGUUGAUAAAUAAUGGAGUGGCCGGAAUAUUUGGUCCUCAAGAUAAAACGACAGUAAACCACAUUCAAAGUAUGUGCGAUACCUUGGAUAUACCUCAUAUUGCUGCCAGAUGGGAUUCUGAACCAAAACGUGGCAAUGUAAUAAACCUGUAUCCGCACCCCGACGCACUUUCCAUGGUUUUUCAAGAAUUAAUAAAAGAAUACAAAUGGAAAGAAUAUGCAGUACUUUACGACAAUGCGGAUAGCCUGAUACGCAUAAACCGCCUGCUCCAGUUGCCAAACAUGAAUACCAUUUCCGCGAUGGUGUUCCAUUUAGGUAGCGGACCAAAUUUUAGACAAACUAUGAAAGAAGUUAAAAUGUUUGGAUAUAACAAUAUCAUAAUCGAUUGUUCAUAUAAUAUUCUUGAUUCUGUUCUCAAACAAGCACUACAAGUCGGAAUAAUGUCAGAGAAAUAUACAAUAAUUAUUACCUGUCUGGACCUGCAAACUUUGGACUUAAAACACUACCAAUACUCCGGAGUAAAUUUAAUGGGCGUACGUUUAAUCGACCCAGAAAACUCAAUUGUUCGACGUAUCCUCCAAUCUCGGUCUCUUAAUUGGAACUUGACAGACGGUUCCCAUUUAAAGGUAGAAGCGGCACUCGCUUAUGAUGCAGUACAACUUUUCGCAAGCGGUUAUGCACGAUUUCGCAAAAGUGUCAAGGGAAACCUUAAAAAAUUGUCUUGCAACAGCACGGAAAUUUGGGGGCACGGUUUCAGCUUAAGUAAUUAUAUGAGAAAUGAGCAAAUACACGGAUUGAGCGGUAUAAUAAGAUUCGAUACGGCUGGAUUUCGAAGCGAAUUCCAAUUAGAUGUCGUAAGUCUAGGAAAUGAAGGAUUGUAUAAAAUUGGUGAAUGGAAAACGAACUUUGGUUUUCAAUGGAAGCCGGAGGACUACAGAAUCUCCGGAAUAGAUAAGAGUUUACGUGAUAAGCAUUUUCUUGUCCUGAUAUCGCUAACGCAGCCAUAUGGAAUGCUUAAAGAAUCAUCCUCUAGAAUAAUUGGAAAUGAUCGAUACGAAGGCUUCGCGAUAGAUAUAAUUCAAGAAAUGAGCAAGAUGCUAGGAUUUAAUUAUACAUUUGAAGUUCAGAUUGACAAAGCUUACGGAUCGUUUAAUAAUAUAACCAAGAAAUGGGAUGGAAUGUUGGGAAAAAUAAUCUCUGGUGAAGCAGAUUUAGCGAUCACAGAUCUGACGAUCACGGCGGCAAGAGAAGAAGUUGUAGAUUUUACAGAUCCGUUUAUGAACUUAGGUAUAAGCAUUCUCUACAGGAGACCAUCAAAAACCCUUCCAGGUUUAUUAUCCUUUCUAGGACCGUUUUCGAAAGACGUUUGGUUAUAUUUGAUCGGAGCAUACAUCGCCGUGACAGCAUUAUUAUUCGUAAUUGGAAAACUCUGUCCCGCAGAAUGGACAAAUCCAUAUCCGUGCAUCAAAAAGCCGGAAGUAUUGGAAACACCUUUCACUUUGAUGAAUACUCCGUUUCUAGUGAUCGGAGCCAUCCUGAAGUCACCUACCGGAUUUGCACCUAAAGGAAUUUCAACAAGAGCUUUAGCUGUUGCGUGGUGGUUCUUUACUCUGAUUAUUGUAACAAUGUAUAUCGCCAAUUUAGCAGCCGCAUUAUCCACGAAAUCCGUCGUGUGGUCUUUUCAAGUAGCAGAAGAAUUGGCUAAUCAACAAAAAAUUAAAUAUGGCGCAAAAAUAAACGGCUCGACGUUCUCAUUCUUUGAGGAUUCCACGUAUGAACCAUAUGUGAUUAUGUAUAAUUACAUGAAGACUCAUGCUGACGAGGUGCUUAUGAAAAGUAACGAGGACGGCUUAUGGAAGGUGCAGCACGAAAAUUAUGCAUAUUUUAUGGAAUCCUCAUCAAUUGAGUAUAUUAAACAUAGAUAUUGUAAUGUGACGCAGAUCGGUGGACUUUUAGACGCCAAAGGCUACGGGAUAGCAAUGAGAAAAGAUGUAUCUUAUCGCGCAGUUUUGUGUACUGCGAUAUUAAAGCUGCAAGAAAAUGGUGUGAUCAGCCAAUUAUAUAACAAAUGGUGGAAAGAGAAGCGAGGCGGUGAUAAGUGUGACGAAACGGUAAAAGUGCAAGUGGAACCAUUGAAUUUCGAGGACGUCGGUGGAGUAUUUUCAAUUAUGAUAAGCGGUGUUGCAUUGUCUUAUGUCUUUGCCGGAUGGGCAUUUAUCUGGAAUAUUCGAAACGUCGCAAUCAAACAUAACGUAUCCUUUACAGAAGAGCUCAUAGAAGAGUUAAAAUUUUUAAUCAAAUGCAGCAACAGAAAGGUCAUUGGAAGAAGAAAACAAUCCAUUGGAACGAGUAAAAGCGACAGCACCGAUUCCUUAUAAAUACGUGUCAUUUUCGCGUAGUAAGUUAUUAAAAAUUGUAUAUUAAAUCCAAUAAAAUAGAAAUUAUACCACAAAGUUGAUUAUGGUAUGAUUUAUGU
This is a messenger RNA of Cyphomyrmex costatus, 2804 nucleotides long. Its product is annotated as glutamate receptor ionotropic, kainate 2. Gene Ontology annotation, cellular component: membrane. The transcript has 16 exons. NCBI's taxonomy places the organism in Eukaryota, Metazoa, Arthropoda, Insecta, Hymenoptera, Formicidae. Gene Ontology annotation, molecular function: ligand-gated monoatomic ion channel activity. The record is from RefSeq and is a predicted model, not a curated record. The coding region runs from base 1 to 2706 and encodes 901 amino acids.